This is a messenger RNA of Phlebotomus argentipes, 9438 nucleotides long. It is a transcript of the gene Myo10A, whose product is annotated as unconventional myosin-XV. Gene Ontology annotation, cellular component: cytoskeleton; myosin complex. NCBI's taxonomy places the organism in Eukaryota, Metazoa, Arthropoda, Insecta, Diptera, Psychodidae. Gene Ontology annotation, molecular function: protein binding; cytoskeletal motor activity; ATP binding. The record is from RefSeq and is a predicted model, not a curated record. Bases 507 to 9146 code for a protein of 2879 amino acids. The transcript is spliced from 12 exons.
CCGGCAUGUGCCAAGGCAUUGCGAAGUGUGGGAAAAGCGUGGAAAUCAGCUGCAGAAAUGGGUUUUCCUCAAAUUUUUGUGCACCGUCUAGGGAAUAAAGAAGACAACAGGGAAGCUUCGCAGCAAUCUUCCCGGCCAAGAAGCGGUGGUUAGAAGCACGCAUGAAACACGUGGUUUUUAUCAGGAUGAGCCUCAACAUGAGCUGGAGCUGCUUGCAUUGCCAUCAACUAUCCCGGAAGGAUUCAAAGCAGUUCGCAAGAGAUGGAUUUUUUGGUUUCACCGGGAGAAUUGUAAGGUCAUCAGUUGCCGUAAGAAGAGACGAGAUAAGCAGGCGGAUUUGCAACAGUUUGCAUGGCUGGAGGAAAGCAUCCUUUCACUGAAGGAAUUCAGGAUACGCAAAGAAUAGUGGAUGGAUUACAGUGUGACUGUGAGAAAGGCAGCAAAUUGUCUCGUUGUGGUCGCGAGGAACGCAUAGACGAGUGCGCAAGAUCGAAUUUGGGGGAAGUAUGGAUUGGAACGAGGGUGAUCUUGUGUGGUUUGAUCCGGGUCUCGGGCAUCCGUUGCCGGGUGAAAUCCAAGAAGUCCAUCGAGCAGCGCAAGUAAUAAUAGUUCAGGCGGUUAUCAAUGGAAAGCCACAGACAUUCACGUUGUCUCUGGGCGAGGGCAAUCUACAGGCGCGCCAGGACUUGGGCGGAAGCGGUGUGGAUGACAUGACACAGCUGGAUGAUCUCCACGAGGCGUCUCUGCUGUGGAAUCUGCGUCUGCGCUACGAUCAUGGGCUGAUCUACACGUUCGCCGGUAGCAUUCUCAUCGCCGUGAAUCCGUACAAGAUGUUCCCGGACUCCUAUGGACUGGAGGUGGCGAAGAAGUACGCCGGCCGUCCUCUGGGCACUCUUCCGCCUCAUCUGUUCGCCAUCGGCGCGGCCGCUCACGCUGCUCUGCCGUCGCCGCAAGUUGUGGUGAUCUCUGGCGAAUCUGGCGCUGGCAAGACGGAGUCCACGAAGCUGGUGAUGCAAUAUCUAGCGGCAGUUGUGCCUGGCGGCGGAUCUGCCAGUGCUGUCAUCACUGAACAGAUUCUCGAGGCGGCGCCGCUGCUGGAGGCGUUCGGAAAUGCGCGAACGGCUCGGAAUGACAACAGUUCGCGUUUUGGGAAGUACUUGGAGGUGUACUUCAAGCAAGGUGCCAUUGUGGGUGCGAAGAUCACGCAGUACCUGCUGGAGAAGUCAAGGAUUGUCACUCAGGCGCCCGGCGAGAGGAACUACCACGUUUUCUACGAACUCCUCGGCGGCCUCUCGGAUGCUGAGCGCACGAAGUACGGGCUUCUGGAGGCGGAGAAGUACUUCUAUCUCAAUCAGGGUGGCUCCGAUUGUGCGCCCGGCCGGGUGGAUUGGGAGUCGCUGCAGGGCGCUAUGCAGGUGCUAGGCGUGACUGAGAGUGAACGUGAGGGAAUCGUACGUGUGCUGGCGUCUGUGCUGCAUCUGGGAAACAUCUACUUCCAUCGGCGGCAGCUGCGCCAUGGCCAGGAGGGCGUGGAAGUGGGCUCUGAUGCGGAGAUCAAGUGGUCAGCGCAUCUGCUGCAGAUCUCCAGUGAGGGUUUGCUGCGAUCGCUCACGACGCGUAUUACGGAAGCGCGUGCUGAACGCCUGCACACGCCAUUGAGCAUCGAUCAGGCGCUAGACGUGAGAGAUGCCUUCGCGAAGGCCCUCUAUUCGGGCCUCUUCAGCUGGCUCGUGUCACGUAUCAAUUCAAUUGUGCACAAGGGUGGAACUCACGAUGCCCAGCGAAUAUCGAUUCUCGAUAUAUUUGGCUUUGAGGAUCUCGCGGAAAAUUCCUUUGAGCAACUGUGCAUCAAUUAUGCCAAUGAGAAUCUCCAUUUGUACUUCAACAAGCACGUCUUCAAGCUGGAACAGGCGGAAUACGCGAGGGAAAGACUCGAGUGGACGCCACUCACAUGGGAGGACAAUUUGCCAGUGAUUCACUUGAUGGCCAAGAAACCCGUGGGUAUUUUUCACCUCCUCGAUGACGAAUCCAACUUCCCACGUGCCACGGAUCUGAGCUUCCUGGAAAAGUGUCACUAUAAUCACGCCCUCAGUGAGUUGUACUCACGACCGCGAAUUGGUGCGCAGGAGUUCGGUGUGAAUCACUAUGCUGGCCAGGUGUGGUACUGCGUGGAGGGUUUUCUUGAGAAGAAUCGCGAUGCUCUGGCGCUGGAUUUGCUGGAGUUACUGUCGUCCAGCAAGCAACCACUCAUCGCGGACAUGACGCGCAUGCUGAGGGCGCAGCGUGAUGCUGGCAAAUCGAUGCCACGCGGUGCCAAUGGACGCUUCGUGACGAUGAAACCGCGCACGCCAACCGUCGCGGCGCGCUUCUCGGACUCGCUGCAGCAGCUGCUGCAAUCGAUGGCGCGAUGCAAUCCGUGGUUUGUGCGCUGCAUCAAGCCGAACAAUGACAAACAGGCGCUGCGUAUGGACAUGCCGUGCGUGCUGCAGCAGCUGCGCUACCUCGGCAUGCUCGACACCAUCCGUAUCCGCCAGAAGGGCUAUCCUGUGCGCCUGCGCUUCCAGCACUUCGUCGAGCGCUAUCGCCACAUGCUGAAGACGCCUAUUCCCAGGGGCACGCCAUACCGCGAACUGUGCCGCAUGGUGCUGGACGCACUGCCGAAGACCGCCACCGAGGGCCCUGACUUCCAGCUCGGAGCCACGCGCGUAUUCCUGCGCGAGGAUCUGCAUCGCAUCCUCGAAGGUGGACGCUCGGAGAGGCUCCGCAAUGCCGCCGUGGUGGUUCAGAAGCACGUGCGCGGAAUGCUGGCGCGCAAGAGAUUGCAACGUCAACGGCGGGCGGCCGUGAAGAUUCAGUCCGUGUGGCGCGGCAGGAGGCAGAAGAGAUCCUUCCAGAACCUCAAGGAGGCCACAGUGAAGGCUCAGGCGCUGUAUCGUGGCAAGGUGCAGCGGAAGCGCUAUGGUAUGUUGAAGACGGAGAUGAAGAGGCGGCGCGAUGCCGAGAAGGCGCAGCGCGAGCGCAUGGCGCAACGCCUGGCGAAGGAGCAGAGCGAGAGGAGUCCUGUCGUGCACCUGGACGUGCCGGCAGAGUUGGCGUUCAUCUUCUCGAAGAUUGAGGGCUGGAGUUCCGUUCACGGCGAUCGGCAUCUGGUGAAGGUGGUGGGAACUGUUCCUGGACCACCAGCCACGGGAAAUCUGCCCUCAGAUUUGGAUCAAUUCGCCUUUGGCAAGUUCAGUUCGGUGUACUGCAAUGGCGCACGACUUGGUGCUCGACGCGAUCCCAUCAACACGCCGUUUCUGUCGCGCGCCGCCGCUCGUGAUCAAGACUUCCAGGACGCUCUGGCCAUGUUCAAGCUUAUUUUGCGUUGGACCGGGGACUCGACGAUUGAUGGCGUAAAGGAGAAAACCCUGGCGGACUACAUUGUGCACAAGGGAUUGUCCAGCCGAGGCUUGAGGGAUGAAAUCCUUGUGCAGUUGUGCAAUCAAUCCUAUCGCACGGAUCCCACUCACGCGCAGCGUAUCUGGCAACUGAUGACACACUGUCUGUCGUGCUUCCAGCCCGGAUCGGCGCUGAAUAAGUAUCUGAUCAAGUUUGUGAUUGAUAAUGCCCCGGACGCCAUGCGAGAGAUGCUGCUGAAGAAGCUUCUACGCUAUAGUAAUGGCUUGCAAGCGCCGUCUUGCCGGCUAUUUCCGCCGACUUGGCUUGAGUGGCGAUCGACGUCGCGCAUGUCAGACAUCGCCAUUGGCCUCACUCUGCCCGAUGGCGUCACGCAAACCGUGGCCAUUGACUCGUGGACGACGUGCGAAGAGGCAGCGGGACUGGCGGUGUCAUCAAUGGGCAUUCCCAGCUCCGGAUGGACGGUCGUGAUGGAUGACACGGGUUUGAUCACAGAUUCCUGUGGGCUGGACUUUGUGCUGGAUCUCGUGGCGGAGAAGGAACUUUGUCCGGCUUUUCCGGCUGUGCGCAGUGACUUGAUGCGCUGCGGCCGGAAGAAUUCCCAAGUUGUGGUGUCAGACAUUGAAUUGAGUAGUCCGCGAAGGCCUCAAGUGCCACCGCCUGAGCCGCCACGGGCGGCAAGUGUGCAGGAGAAUGUCGUGGAGAAGAAGAUUGAGCGUGAGGAGCGCAAAGUAGACUAUCGGCCGUUCGAGAGUGUGGCGCGGAAGACUUCCCAUGAUCUGCUGUCGCGCAGUUCGGCCCUCAAUGAGCGAUACUUCGAAGUGGAGAAGACACGAUCACGGUCUCUGGAUGAUCUUCUCGCCGGCGAGUCGGUGGAAAUUGUCUCGCGUCCAAGUCCUGAACCGCUGACGACUCUGGGAUUGUCUGAGAGUCGCCUGAACGAUCGAUAUCACUCCACUGAGCGUCUGGCGCCGACCAAGCAGGCUCAAGAUCCGCCGCCGCGCUACCAGAAGUCCCAAUACGCCGGCAAGCGCUCUGCUAGCUCGCACUCGAGCAAGUACAUCGACAGAGCAGAGUACGGGAUCAGAUCGUCAGCCAUGUCGGACACCAGCGAGGCGCCUUCGCUCGCGAGCCACGUAAGACGUGUGAGAGUGCCCUCGCAGGCCUCGGAUGUCGAUCAGUUCCUGGACGAGCUCUUCAGUCCGGUACUCGAUGGGUCGCUGGAUGAGUUGUCUGACGCUCGCUCUCUGGCGGCCAGCAUCCGCGGCGGCGGCGGAGAGGAAUUCGACGCCUUUGCAAAUGCUGACCUCAUGGAUGCCGACAUCGCCGAGCUCUGCAGUGCAGCUCAGCUCAUGAGCCACAUUAAAGGGGGCGGUGAAAAGGCUGCCCAGUCGCAAGAUCCCGACGCUGAGGUGGCGUCCAUCACGGAUCAACUGGAGAUAUCAGUGGAUGACUACAUCACGAACCUCUUCCAGCCCAUCUUCAUAAACGAUUCCUUGCGGCAUCUCACGGAGAAGGCGGAACUCGUGGAGGCGAUCAAGGGUGGCGGAACGGCGCAGGGCCAGGCGAAUGGCUUUGGCGGCGCCGUGCGUCCGGCUGGCGACGGUUCGCUCGUGUAUCAGCAUCAAGUGCAACGCGCCUUCCUCGAGUCGGCAAUGGCGCAGAAUCUGCAGAUUCAACAGCAACUCAUGGAGCAGAAUCAGGCGCUGCAGAGUCUGCUGAGGCAGCAAGAGACUACCCCAGCGUCGCCAUCUGGCAGGAAGCCCAGCUUCAAGGGGCGCUCCUCGUCAUCGCCCUUCCUCGACAUGUUGCGCAAUCGCAAGAUUUCGUCCGAGAGCGGCGGAUCACUUAUUCCGCCGCCUCCACCGCCGCCCAUGCCGCCUCCGCUGGAGUUCAAGGAUCCGUCCGAGGCCAGGCCUUUCAUUGAUCCCUAUGGGCGCGCUAAGACUGUCCGCAUCGGCAAGUGGCGCUGGCCGCCACCUCAAGACACACCCAUGAAUGAAACUGACGAGAACUUCUUGCACUUCAAGAUGCGCCAGAACCAGCGCAAGACGAGUCCGCAUGCCCACAAUCAGUCUGGGGACUCGCCCAACGAUCCCAGCGCCGUUGAAUGGGAGGAGUUUGAGGUGGAUCACGUGAUGAAGAAGGCCAAGGACUCCACAGCAUCGCUGGAGCAGCAGCAGCAGCAGCAGGUGAAUCAUCAGAGUGUGCCGAUGAAGGCCGUGCAGCAGCGCAGGAGUUUUGAGAUUGGGGCGGAGCGCCCUCCGCCGGGCAGCGUGGGGAAGCUGAAACUGAGCUCGGAGAUGCGGCAGCGACUGGAGCAAGUCACUGCUGGGCAUUCGGUGCGAUCGUCCAACAGCACGCGCUCUGACAGACCCGAGAGGGCGCCGGCGAAGCUGGAGGAUGCGCGCCGAAUGAUGCUGGAGCAGCAGCUGGGUGGCAGCGGCAUGUUCCAGAGUCCAGAGAUACCGUCGGUGAGAAGUCAAGUACAACGUAUGGAGCUCGGCAAGCGGCCAACGCCGCCUCCAUGGCCAGUGGUUCUACCGCCGGCUCCUCCUGGUCCGGCGCCACCGCCGCCAAUAAGGCCGCCGAACAGCGUGCCGCCAGUUCCACCACCACCGGCUCCGGUGGUGCCACAGCAAUUGCAGCAGCGCGGCGACUCGGCAGUGAACGAACUGCCGGCCUUCAUGCAGCGCCAGGAGCGCGACACUUUCGGCGCUCGUCCGGCAUGGAAUGCCAGCGAUACCGGUAAGGACACGUGCGACUCGUGGGGAAAUGCAGAAGCGGCCAAACUUGACAUGGUCUAUGACAACAGCUUCAAGCAGGACAUCUCGAUGGAUAGAGAGAGAUCGCGGUCGCGAUCGAGGUCGCGGGAUCGCGAGAAUUUCAGCGAGGCCGUAUGGGAUCGGGCGGAGGUCGAGGGUCCGCCGUCAAGUGGAAGCGAUCGCGAGCGGGAGAAGGAUCGCGAGAAGCGCGAGCGCCUGUAUGAGAUUCGUCAGGUGGAGCGCGAGCGGGAGAGCAACAAGGUAUAUCAGCCGAUUCUGCCCAAGAGCAUAGCGCCAGAGAAGGACAGAAUGCGCGCGCCGGCCGAGAGGGCGACUUUCAAGACGCACAUGGCGCAGAAAAGUGCGCAGGAGCGUGAGCGCAAGAGCUCUGCGUCCACGCUGGUGUCCACGAACACGGACAAGAUGGACGAAUCGGAGAUGGUGAUUGACGAUUGGCCAAUGCCGGCAAUUCCGGCUCCUGUGCCGGCGCCGCCGUCCUUCAAGACGCCAGCGACUGCGUGUCUCACGUACAAUCGCGUGCCAUGGAAGUUGCGCGUGCGCAAGGAAGUCUUCCGUCCCGGCGAGGCGCUCGGGCCGCCGGCGUCGCUGGAUCUGCUCUUCGCGCAGAUUGCUACCGAUGUAUUUGGGCGCACGGCGUCGUUGCGAAUUGCACCGGCCGAUCGGCGGGCGGCGCUGAAUCUACUGGAAGGACACGGCGUGACGCUGGAGAACAUGUCCGGCCAGGUGCGUGCCAUUGUGAAGCGUCACUUGGUGGACUUGGCGCGCAACUGGCCGUUCUAUUUCGCGCGCCUGUUCACGGUGAGCGGAUCGUCACAGCUGCCGGAGGUCAGCAUCCUAGCCGUGUCGCACAGUGGCGUGUAUCUGGCGCGGCGCAACUCUGAGCAUCUCAUCGUGAUCCGCUCUGUGCCCUUCGCUGAACUCCAGGGCGCUACGACUCUGCCGCGUCCGGCUGCGCUUCAGCUCACGCUCAGGAGCGGCACGCGGGUCACUGUGCACGCGCCCAGGGCGUCAGCCAUCCAGAGCAUGGUGCAGACAUUCUGUCAGGAAUACAAGAUGAUUCACUCGAAGACAUCAACGUUGUCUUCAGGAGCUCGAGCGGCGGCCGCGACUUUGAAUGCAAGUCACACUGAGCGUCAUCAUCAUCAGGAGGCGAUGAUGGUUCGACGCCAAGCAACUUCUCCGUCUGCAGGACAGCAGCGUCAUGAGGAUCACGACGUGACUGAGCAAACGCAGCCUAUACACAAUGGGCGCAAGCUCUCAUCGCCCGGACACCACAAGACGUCCAUCAACCAUCAGGACGUGCUGAUGCAGCAACAGAUGAGAGACGACGACGCCGUUCCGAUGAAUGGCGUCUCCGCAGGAUCAGCGAAAUAUUCCCUUCUGCAAUUCGCAGCUCAGCAUUUCCGCAAUGAUGUCCAGAAUGACGAUGCCAAAAUUGCGCCGAUUGUGACGCGUGGCGAGAAGAGAUCGUCGAGUGGCUCGAGGCCACAAUUGGAUCUCGUGAGAUGGCAAGCGACUGCUCUGAAGACACCUCUGUUGCGUCUCCCGUCGGACUUGGCAAUGCUGGCGCUCGAGUGCUUCGAAUGCAUCCUUCGCUACUGCGGAGAUCUUCCCUCGGAUCCCGAUCUCACGGAAGUUCAAUGCGUCUACACGAUUCUCAUGCAUUGCCACAAACAUCUUACACUGCGUGAUGAGGUCUAUUGUCAACUGAUGAAGCAAACGACACUGAAUCGUUCGCCAAAUCCAGAGUCAGUGCAGCGAGCUUGGCGCCUUCUCAGCAUCCUGGCGGCGUACUUUGGGUGCUCAGACGCCCUGCGUCCGUAUUUGAUGGAGCAUUUGUCGGUGGCGGCGUCCGAUCGACGGCGUUCUUGUCACGGAACGGCGGCUGUUUGUCUGACGAAUCUGCGGAAGACAGCUCGCUGCGGAGGACGCAAAAAUGUGCCAAGCGUUGAGGAAGUCACCGCUGUCUCAGCCGGAAGAUCCGCGCGUCGACAGAUCUAUCGUCUUCCUGGUGGAGCUGAGCGUGUUGUGAACACGCGCUGUUCCACUGUUGUUGCGGACGUGAUUGCUGAACUGUGCUCACUCCUGGGCAUUGACAGUGGCGCUGAGCAGCAGGAAUUCUCGCUGUACUGCAUCGUCCAAGGAGACGCCUUCACGAUGCCUCUGGCGGCAGAUGAGUAUAUCCUGGACGUGACGACGGAGCUGCUCAAGUCCGGACAGCCGUUCUAUCUCAUCUUCUGCCGCAGCGUCUGGCACUUCCCGCUGAAGCGCGAUCCCGUGCCGACGCCGCUCUACGUGGAGGUUCUGUUCAAUCAGGUGGCGCCUGACUAUCUCGAGGGCUUGCUGCUGGAGUUGCCUGGCGGUGGAGCGCCGCCGCCGGACGUGGUGCGCGACAUGGCGCGCGUGGCGUCACUGCUUCAUCGCGCCGCGGACUUGAGUCACGUGCCGACGAUGAAGGAGAUCAAAUUCCUGCUGCCAAAGCCGGCGCUGGGCAUCCGUGAGCUGCGUCCAGCACAGUGGGUGGCGCUCGUGCAGUCAUCCUGGCCGUCCGUGGCGCCACUGAGUCCGGGCCAGGUGAAGGCGCAGUUCCUGGCCGUGCUCGCCACGUGGCCGCUCUUCGGCAGCAGUUUCUUCGCCGUGAAGCGCGUGUGGACAGAUGACGGUGGUCAGCUUGAGGAUUCCUCAUCGAUGUGGCGAGAAUUGAUUCUGGCGCUGAAUCGCAAAGGUGUCUUGUUCCUGGAUCCUAACAGUCACGAGACAAUGCAGCAUUAUCCCUUCACAGAAGUCAUCUCCACGCGGAAGGUGCGAUCUGAGGAUGGAGCGCUGUUCCUGGAUAUGAAAGUGGGCAAUCUGAUGCAGCAGCGUGUCAUCCGCGUGCAGACUGAGCAGGCACAUGAGAUUUCACGCCUCGUGCGGCAAUACAUCACGAUGGCUCAGGUGCAGCAGAGAGACAGGCGAGAGUAGACGCUUAUGUAUUAUUAAAUUGGUGGAAUGAGGAAUCUCUAUUGCAACGAAUUAGUGUCUAUUUAUUAGGAAUUACGCAGAUCUAUGAUAGAAGUAAUGUUAUUAAUUAAUUAUAACAUAACAAUUACAUUUUUCCCCUUAAUAAUACAAAAAAAACAGACGCGCAAUCUGCAAAAUAAACAGUAUGAAUGUAAUCUUUCUUCCGUCAUUAUUAUCUUUGUUGUAAAGAAGGCAUUUUUACCUAAUGGCUAUAUUUUAUGUUUAAUAAAAUACAAACCUAUUAUCAGAAUAA